GUCCUAGUGGUAGGAACAGUGCCUGAGAAGAAUCUAUUCACUCGCACAUUCGUGUUGCACGUUGCUGGAGCAGGCAGUAGUCGAGUUCCAGGACUUACGAGAACUUACUCGUGUGUGUUUUGUGAGUGAAUUACUGAACUCUUACAUCGCUAGGUGGUGAAGAAAUCUGACAGUGGCACAUCGAUAGAAUUUGAGAGAUAUACCAAAUAAAGAUUUGCGAUGCGACUCACUAGUAAAUGCAACAUUCCAGCCUGCCGAUGGACAACAGUGAUACUUCUUCUCAUCUUAAGUCACGCCGUCAUGAGUCUAAGUCGAGUGGCAUUUGAGAAGUUGACUGAACUUGACUACAGAGGGAGCACAUACUACACAGUAAAAAACCUUUCCCUGUAUGAAUGUCAAGGAUGGUGUCGUGAGGAACCAGAUUGCCAGGCUGCUGCCUUCAGUUUUGUGGUGAAUCCACUGACUCCAGUACAAGAAACAUUGUGUCAGCUACAGAAUGAAACUUCGGCUAACAACCCAACAGCUGUACCACAAAGAUCAGUCAACCUCUAUUAUAUGGUCAAGAUGCAGAUCAGAUCGGAUAAUGUUUGCCUCAGGCCUUGGGCUUUUGAACGAGUUCCCAAUAAAAUGAUUCGAGGUUUAGACAAUGCUCUUAUUUACACAUCUACCAAAGAAGCAUGCCUAGCUGCAUGUUUAAAUGAGCACCGCUUCACAUGCCGUUCACUGGAAUACAACUAUGUCACACUACAAUGUCAUCUCAGUGAUUCAGACCGGCGCACUACCGGACAAUACAUUCAGUUUGUUGAUGCUCCAGGAGUUGACUACUUUGAGAAUCUUUGCCUUAAGGCUAAUCAGGCUUGCAAAGGGAACAGACCGUUUCAAAUACCUCGUAUUGGAGUUAAUGAAGACAAGGUGUCUCAGUAUGCCAGUCUGCAUUAUUAUGUGGAUAAAGAAUUGCAGGUGACCAGUGAGGCAGCUUGUCGUCUUGCCUGUGAGAUUGAGAAUGAGUUCCUGUGCCGAUCAUUCCUUUACCAAGGUGCUCCUAUUGGUAAUUCUUACAACUGCCAGCUAUUCCAUUUAGACCACAAGACUCUGCCCGAUGGACCAAGCACAUACCUCAAUGCCGAACGACCACUCAUUGAUAAUGGGGAACGAGUUGGAAAUUAUUACGAGAAUUUCUGCGAGAAAACAGUUACUAACCCACAUGAAAACUUACCUCUGGUAUUCGAAAACACAGAAGAUCCAUCUAUCAACAAUCUAACUCGCAAUGAUAUCAACUGUGAUAAAACUGGAACCUGUUAUGAUGUUUCUGUAAACUGCAAGGACACCCGCAUAGCAGUUCAGGUGCGGACCAACAAGCCCUUCAAUGGCAGAAUUUAUGCCUUGGGACGAUCCGAGACAUGCAACAUUGAUGUCCAGAAUAGUGACUUAUUCAGACUUGACCUGACAAUGAGUGGGCAGGAUUGCAACACUCAGUCUGUGACUGGAGUGUACACCAACACAGUUGUGCUACAACACCACAGUGUGGUCAUGACAAAAGCUGACAAGAUCUACAAAGUGAAGUGCACAUAUGACAUGUCAUCCAAGAACAUAACCUUUGGAAUGAUGCCCAUCAGGGAUCCUGAGAUGAUCAGUAUUACAUCUGCCCCAGAGGCUCCCCCACCACGCAUUCGCAUCGUUGACAGCCGAGGCCGUGAGGUCGAAACUGUGCGCAUUGGAGACAAGCUUACCUUCCGCAUUGAAAUCCCUGAUGACACCCCUUAUGGCAUUUUUGCACGAAGCUGUGUAGCAAUGGCAAAGGAUUCUAAGAGCACAUUCCAGAUUAUUGAUGAUGAAGGUUGUCCAGUGGAUCCAAGCAUCUUCCCAAGUUUCACUCCUGAUGGGAAUGCACUGCAGUCCAUAUACGAAGCUUUCCGAUUUACUGAAUCUUAUGGAGUAAUUUUCCAGUGCAAUGUUAAGUACUGUCUGGGACCCUGUCAACCGGCUGUAUGCGAAUGGGGACACGAAUCUGUUGAAUCUUGGGGCAGAAGGAAGAGAUCUGUGGCAUCUAACCACAGCUCAGAUGAAACUGAGGAUGACAUGACUCUGAGUCAAGAGAUUCUAGUGCUGGAUUUUGGUGAUGAUAAAAACAGCCAGUUCCUGAGGAGUGAGGCUUCAUCUUCAGACUUUGGCAAAGAUAAAACUGUUACAAUAGUAGAACCCUGCCCAACCAAGACAUCGGUCCUGGCAUUAGGUGUGACAUGUGCCCUUCUUGUGCUUAUCUACAUCAGCACCAUUUUCUGCUACUAUGUAAAGAAAUGGUUGUCGCCAAGGAAGAGUCUUGCUUGAAUACCCUGGAUCACAACCUUG
Molecule: messenger RNA, 2349 nt
Organism: Zootermopsis nevadensis
Lineage: Eukaryota; Metazoa; Arthropoda; Insecta; Blattodea; Termopsidae
Gene: tyn
Product: trynity
Biological process (GO): anatomical structure morphogenesis
Source: RefSeq, a predicted model, not a curated record